GGGUCACUACCGACCGCCAGCUUCCAAUUUCCGCGCCUUUGUGCAUAGCUUAGAGGAAGAAGGCGUUGAUAUGUCGCACGUGAGCAUCAGCAAAAGUUACGCUGUCCUAGUCGGAUUAGAAGCAUACGUCAAAACGAAGAAAAAGGGUAAGGAAGCGAUGCGGUCGGUUACGCGCCAGAAGCAGAAACUACUGGACCCCGAAGAAGCCCGAAAGGAGGAAGAGGCCGAGCUUGAUACCAGCCAAAGUGCGGCAAAGGAACGCAAAUUCCUCGAGAAGGAACGAGAAGAGGAACAGGUCCGCCGCGUUGAGAAUAAGGCAACUUUCAAAUUUAUGCAGAAACUGCAGAGGUUUAGUUUUCAACCGAAAACUCCCUCUAGCCAGAAAAACAGCGAUACGACACAUAAUUCAAAUAAGCAUUAACGAUGUGAUGAAGGGAAUUGGGUUGUUAGGGUUCCACAGGCAUUCGAUUGCAGUCAUUGGUUAUUAGCGUUCUACUAUGAUAUCCCUUAUUAACAUGGGCAGGUAAUUAACGGGAGUUCGAACAGCGUAUAGUAAUUAUCCAUUGUUUUUUAUCCACACCAAAGUACGAUUAUAUUUGUUGGAGUUAAGGAAUGUAUUGGUAUCCCCUUUACUGGUCCCAUAUUCUCUAUCCAGCAUAUCUUCCAUAUUACAAUCCUUCAAGGGGGACUUACCAUCCAUAAUAUGACUAGAACUUGGACGUUAUGAGGGAUAUAAGCGUUUAUUGUUUACCCUAUAAAGGGAUAACCAGCUCUUUCGUAAGAGGACAGAAGGCCAGACAUGACUAGUUUAACUCCAUCUGUAUCCUGUUUAUUUAAUAGCGGCGAUAUGGUUUGUAACCAAGCAAGUCCACUCCGACGAGCCGGUGUAGAUGGUAUACCCGUCAUUAUGCGUCUGCCCCGUGCUCAGCGUAGUCCCCAGCUGCCAGAACAGGUCGGCCGCUAGGCCCUUGGUCGAGAGCGCGGUCUUCUGCCACUUGCCCUCCACGCCGCAGUGGUCGGUCGCGGAUCCAUCUGUGUAGCUCACAUGGUUAGAUUUUGAUCGAAACGAGCCGGUCCUAGGGUAGCGUAGGUGUGGUAACUCACAUUCUUCAAACAAGCAGGGCUUC
Daldinia caldariorum is the source of this 1127-nucleotide messenger RNA. RefSeq lists its product as uncharacterized. The record is from RefSeq and is a predicted model, not a curated record. NCBI's taxonomy places the organism in Eukaryota, Fungi, Ascomycota, Sordariomycetes, Xylariales, Hypoxylaceae. The transcript has a single exon. Bases 71 to 421 code for a protein of 116 amino acids.